Molecule: messenger RNA, 1680 nt
Organism: Ziziphus jujuba (common jujube)
Lineage: Eukaryota; Viridiplantae; Streptophyta; Magnoliopsida; Rosales; Rhamnaceae
Product: protein SUPPRESSOR OF FRI 4
Exons: 7
Coding region: 231-1352 (373 amino acids)
Cellular component (GO): nucleus
Molecular function (GO): DNA binding
Source: RefSeq, a predicted model, not a curated record
GAUUGAAAGGAGCGAAUGGUAGCCCACAAACAUAAAACUCAGAAUUCCAUAAUACCGAAAAUACCAAAAACCAAACGGCGAGGACUCAAAGAGAGAGAGAGAGAGAGAGAGAGAGAGAGAAUAACCCCAUUGGAAGCCAUCAGAAACCCUAGCGAGAUAUCAGAAGCUGAAAGGAAGACAAAGUAGGAGGAGCCCAGAGGUGGAAACAGAGAGACAAAGAAAGGGGCAGAAUGGGGAAGAAGAAGAAGAGGGUUUCCUCGAAGGUUUGGUGCUAUUACUGCGAUAGGGAGUUCGACGACGAGAAGAUAUUGGUGCAGCAUCAGAAGGCCAAGCACUUUAAAUGCCACGUCUGCCACAAGAAGCUCUCAACAGCUGGUGGCAUGGCCAUACAUGUCCUCCAGGUGCACAAAGAGACUGUCACCAAGGUUCCGAAUGCAAAACCUGGCCGGGAAUCGACAGACAUUGAAAUAUAUGGAAUGCAAGGAAUCCCACCUGACGUCUUGGCUGCACAUUAUGGAGAGGAAGAGGAAGAUGCUCCAUCAAAAGUGGCCAGAGUGGAUAUCCCAUCAACUCCAAUUGGCAGCGUGGUGCCUGGGUCGCUAGGUAUUGCAUAUCCUCCUCAACCUGCAUUAGGGACGAUGCAGCCAAUUUAUAGUUCUGCAGUACCACUUCCUCCUAAUUCUUGGUCAGUUCCUCCUCGGCCCCAGCCUUGGUAUCCUCAGCAUACAGCAAUGUCAGUUCCUCCUGCUUCAUUGAAUUAUGCCCAGCAGCCAUUAUUCCCUGUGCAGAAUGCUAGGCCUCCUAUUCCAUCAUCGACAUCACCUGCACUGCAAACUGCACAGAUUACUCCUCCUGGACUGCCCGCAUCCACACCUCCUGUUGCAGUUUCACAGCCCCUCUUUCCAGUGGGUGGUACUAACAAUGUAUCUAGUCAAAAUUCACCAUUUUCUGCUCCAAUGCUUCCAACGAACAUCCCAUCUAGCUCACCACUAAAUGUCAAAGCCUCAUUGGAUGCAAAUUCAAGCACAAACACCUCUCUGGCAAAUAGCUACCAAGCUCCAAGCAUUCCAGGUGGGAUAUUAAUCAAUUCACACUCAUAUGCAUCUGGACCUAAUACGGGUGGUCCGUCAAUUGGACCUCCCCCUGUUAUUUCGAACAAGGCCCCUGCUACCCAGCCUGCUACUAACGAGGUGUAUUUAGUUUGGGAUGACGAGGCUAUGUCCAUGGAAGAAAGAAGAAUGUCCCUAGCAAAGUAUCAGGUGCAUGAUGAAACUAGCCAGAUGAGCUCCAUCGAUGCAGCGAUUGAUAGAAGGAUAUUGGAAAGCCGGCUUGCUGGUCGAAUGGCAUUUUAAAUCAAAUUGCAGCUAUUUAAUUUGGACCUUGUGGAUCCAUGAUUCUUCAAAUAUAUUGUCAAGUUCAUUGAAACCGUGAGUUGGGGUUCUUCUGGCAUAUCAUACCAUCAAGCAACUCAUAUUUAUUUGUAUUGUAGUUUUUUGCAAGAAUGUGAUUUAGAAGGCGGCUGAUUUGAUGUUUGCGACAUGAUGAUAUUACUUGUAAACUUUGGCUUCUGCCUUAUUUAUUGUCAUUUUCUUGCUCAGUCACAUGGAUUUUGAUGUAAACCUUUUAGGUUUUUAGUUUCUAAAUUCUAUUGAAUCCAGUGAUGCUGCAGUGUUCUUUCUA